This is a messenger RNA of Dothidotthia symphoricarpi CBS 119687, 1714 nucleotides long. RefSeq lists its product as uncharacterized. Lineage: Eukaryota; Fungi; Ascomycota; Dothideomycetes; Pleosporales; Dothidotthiaceae. The transcript has 3 exons. The record is from RefSeq and is a predicted model, not a curated record. Bases 1 to 1485 code for a protein of 494 amino acids.
AUGGCCAAUAAUCAUCAAAAACGGGCCGGGAAGCGGGAAUGCGGUGGUUGUAGUAGAGUCCACCGUGCGAGUACUCCCGAACUCCCAGAUCCUGAAGAAGAGCCCGAGGGACAGGGCGCAGGUGUUACAACUUGCAUUAGUGGAGAUAAUAUCACUGCACAGUCCGUUGGCGCAGAUGUCUCUUCAAAAUACAUUCGAUAUCAUCAGUCACCUGGUGACGAUACUUCCGCACAACAAUCUCAAUUUCACCAAUUAGUCGGUGGCGACCAUGUAACUGGUCGUUAUGAACGAGAGCAAGAAACUCCAAAUCGUUUUGCAGAACGAAGACCAGUGGAGAGACAUGCAUCAACAGGACUCUUGUAUCGCUCGCGACAGAAGGAUAAUCGAAUAUCAGUAUUGCGAUCUGAAGUACAUGCCUAUCAACUCAAAUUACAGCAAGCACAAGACGACAUCCUACGCUUGGAAAAUGAGUAUGAGCAGUUGGAGGAUGAUUUUAGGAAAAUUCAGGAGCACGCAUUUAGGCAAUUCGACUCACCAGACUGGAAACCAGAGAGUGACGACGACGUAACGCGUAAGUUGAAUUUGCUGGACUCGGAUGUCAAGAAGUGGUCGAAAGCUCAUUGCAUCCCGUGUUUGUCAAUUGAGGACUCGAAGCAAUAUCAAGUGCUGCGCAAGAUUGUGACGAAUUCGCUUGCUGACUUUGCGAAACCAAAUGACGAGGGACUUCUUGCAAGACUACCUAGUGACAAGCCGUGGGUCUUGGUACAGGCGUUCCUCAUGGAUAAGAUCUACUCUGAUGUUUUCGACAAGCCCUUUUUUGGAUUGAGCGCUCCACGAAUGGAUUGGAGGAAAAUCGACCAGGACACUGAGGAGCCCGAAGACCCUCAAGUCAAGAAAAAUCUCGGGAAAAGAGAUCCGGCUCAGUUGUUGGAAGCGCUGUAUGAUGAGUUCAGUGAUUGCAACAUUGAAGACGCCGUUUCCUGGAGGGUACAGACUUUACGACAACUCUGCCCACCCGUGCGAGACGGUGAAACAAAAGAAAGAAAGAAACGAGCGACGCGUGACAGAACGCUGAAAUCUCGAGAACAAGCUGUAGGAUCGCUGACCCUCUGGUUACUCAACUCAGACAUUCGAGUGCUCCUCAAAGCCCCAGAUGACGAGGGAGCAAAAGCCGACUUACAUACGCUUGUUGCAAAGGCAGCCGAUCUGUCUUAUACCCUGCGGACGCAGAAGAACAACCUCGGGACGAAAGGUUUCAACGAUAUGGAGCACAGGUUUGCUCACAACAAUCCGCUCAUGGAAGCUCAUCAACUACAUAAUAAGCACCUCGAUGAAGAUCCGACUGUGUUGGAUGGACGGUCGAUUCUGGUAAUCACGCAUCCCGCUUUGGUUCGAAAAGGGAAUGAGUAUGGAACGGAUUUUGGCACAAGAGUGGUGUUGAAGAAAGCUGUAUGUUGGAUGGGCGCUCUUCCGGAAGAGAAAUGAUAUACAUAAUCCCGACGAUCCAGACAAAUAUGAGGGGCACUUUCAAUGAUAAGUAUGUACUUUAGAUGGGUUUGUUGGUUUUGAACAGCCUCCGUCUCAUGUACAAUCGAUCUUUCCUUAAUUGACGUGCUUGCUUUCUUACAUAACGGUACGCACCCAUUUCUGCCUGCCUAUAUGUAUAGAAUCAGGCAGCUCGUAGAUGGAAUAUCAAUUCACCACAUGUCUGUCC